Messenger RNA from Ramularia collo-cygni, 447 nucleotides. RefSeq lists its product as uncharacterized. Lineage: Eukaryota; Fungi; Ascomycota; Dothideomycetes; Mycosphaerellales; Mycosphaerellaceae. Bases 1 to 447 code for a protein of 148 amino acids. The record is from RefSeq and is a predicted model, not a curated record. The transcript has a single exon.
AUGGCAGGCACACGAAUCGACGAGGUGRAAURUCCCGUCCUCGACUGGGAGAUUGAAUUCUCAAGCAACAACUUCAACGAGAUCUUCAACAAGCCAGAUUGGGAAAGCUGGUGUAACACGCACAUUGCGAACGACAGACUGCAGCUUGCAAUGAACCAAGCCCAAACAUGCGGGAUGAUUGAAAUUGGACGAUAUCAAGAAGCCGUCCAGGCUGCAAAACAACAAGGAAUGAAGGAGAAGGUAGAUUUCCACGUCGAAUCGCCAACUUCAUACCUGGUCAUGGGCCAGAGUGACAGGUUUAUGCUUUACGAUAAAGACCGCCGUGAACGCCUUAUGACGUUGCUUGCCCAGGCGAGAGAGCAGAAGUUGGCGAGGGAGCAGCUGCAACGGCUUAUGAAGAGUCAUGCUCUAAAGGAGGCGAAGAAGAAGAGGCAGGCAAGUUCUUGA